Molecule: messenger RNA, 2958 nt
Organism: Meleagris gallopavo (turkey)
Lineage: Eukaryota; Metazoa; Chordata; Aves; Galliformes; Phasianidae
Source: RefSeq, a predicted model, not a curated record
CAAGAGAGGUUCAAGUUGGACAGUAGGUAAAACAACUUCUCAGAAAGAGUGGUGAGGCACUGUCACAGGCUACCCAGGAAGGUGGUGGAGUCACCGUCCCCGGAGGCUCAAAAAGCAUGUAAAUGUGGCACUGAGGGGGGCAUGGGUCAGUAGGCAUGGUGGCAAUGGGUUGAUGGUCAGACAAGGUGAUCUUAGAGGUGUUUUCCAGUCUUAAUGAUUCUAUAAUUUCUCCCUUCUCAUAGUAUGCACCAACCCGUUGUGCGGUUGCACAGACAUCCACGGAGCAAGGCAGCCUUCCUCCCUGCCAUCACCAUGAAGCAGUGCACGACCCCCAGCUGGUUCCCUGCAUGUGUCCACUUUUCUCCUGCCCAUGGGAAGGGCACCUGGAGGUGGUGGUGUCCCACCUGAGGCAAACUCACCGCAUCAACAUCCUUCAGGGGGCAGAGAUUGUCUUCCUGGCCACGGACAUGCACCUGCCCGCACCCACAGACUGGAUCAUCAUGCACUCUUGCCUUGGCCACCAGUUUUUGCUGGUUCUCAGGAAGCAGGAGAAGUACAAAGGUCACCCCCAGUUCUUUGCUACCAUGAUGCUGAUCGGCACACAAACCCAGGCCGACAACUUCACCUAUCGGCUCGAGCUCAACAGGAACCAGAGGCGCCUCAAGUGGGAGGCAACUCCGAGGUCGGUGCUGGAGUGCGUUGACUCUAUCAUUUCAGAUGGGGAUUGCCUUGUGCUGAACACUUCCCUGGCUCAGCUCUUUGCUGAUAAUGGGAGCCUAGCAAUAGGAAUUGCAAUAACCACCAGCAAAGUUCACAACAGUGAAGCUGAAAUCUGAGGGAAAAGAGGAAGAGAAGGAGGAGGAGGAAUAAUGGUGCUCUAGCUGCUUUGUGAGAGCCAGAACUUGCAGACUUUUGGGGGGGUCUCAGGUCUUUUAUGGUAUUUAGUACUGGUCCACAGUGGGCAUUAUGUAAACAUCCUGUGGUUACGGUCUCUGUGUAAUGUAUUUACUGUUUUGUUAAUACAAUUUUAUGAGAAAUUUUAAAGAGGCUGAUCAAUUUAUUGUCGCCUUCUAGCAACACUGGCACCUUUUGGCUUGAUGCUGCUCUCCUGGAAAGUGCACCAGGAUGACUCACAAAAUCCUUUGGCUUGAGAAUGCCAUGAAAACACACUUCUUCCAUUUCUUGCCUAAUUGCUAGGUAUUAAGAAGGCCUGCAUGUCUGGUAAACAUAAAGUAUUCCACUAAGGUACAAGAACACUCAAUUUGCAAUAAAUUCCUUGAUCGCUGAUUCAAGAGCAGCUUCAGAGAAACCAGCUGACUGCAAGUGGGCUGGUUUGCAAAAGGCCUCAGACUACCAGAGGAAGCCUGUGCCUCCCCUCCCAACUAUCUUUUGAAAUGUUUACUUAUCUCCCCAUGUUAUUUUCCUCAUCAGCAACAGAGAUUUAAUGUUUAUACUGGUCACAACCAAACCCCAGGGAGUUUGUGGUUUGUCCCUUUAGCUCCUGGGGAAGUAAAGCUCACCAGAUGGACUUAGAACACUGUAGAAGAUAAAUCACUUCCUCUGCUGAGACAUGACCUGGGAAGCCUCAUCUUGCAUUAAAUCAAUCACAACAUUUAAUGAGAAGUCACUGUGAGUAUGGUUAAAUUUCACUCACUUAUCAUGAUGGGGAACAAAAGACUUGCCAGGUGAUCUACCUAGAGGGUGGAGAUGAUAUCCAUAAUCAAAAAUCAGAGUAUUCACCUUUUAGCUACUAUUUCCUCAUGUAUUCAAAAAGAGAUUUUCAGAAAAUUAAAUUUAGGAUAGCCCUAAAUUGUGUACUAAUCUAUCUAUUGAAUUCUUUACCCCUUAGCCCCACAGCUUGUGCUGACAGGCAUUGACUUGAAAAACACAGCUGGAAUCAAAGAAUCAUAGACUGGCUUAGGUUGGAAGGGACUUCAAAAUCCCACCCAGUUCCAACUCCCUGUUGUGGGCAGGGGUAUCACUCACCUCAUCAGGCUGCUCAGAGCACCAUCCAGCCUGGCCUUGAACAUCUCCAGGGGUGGGGCAUCCACCCCGAUUAGCAUCCACAGCUUCUCUGGACAAACUGUUCCUGUGCAGCUGGGAAUAUCUGCUUGUAAAUUGGCCAAGAGAUUUGUAAUGUACUGCUUUAAAAAGAACCUUAAUUUUUUUCUUCUAUAUACUUGGGUGUGGGAGUGGUCCCUUUCUUCUGCUGAGUGUACUUCACAGACAGCAGUGGUCACAGGAGAUCCUCCCUUAGAUGUCUCCUUGGGGAGCACCAAGCUCCUGGCCAUCUCCCAGUACUCAUCCUGGCUGCUGCUGAAUGCUUUUCUGAGAAGCAGCUGGUGGGUUGUGUCAGCUAGUAUCAGGCAGAGGCUGAGGCUGCUUGCCUGAGUCCCGUGGAAAACUAAGGAAUGAGACAAGUGAACUAAGGACAAGCUUUCCGCAUUUCAUAAGGCAUGUGAGAUAGCUAGCCUUGGGUAGAGAAAAGCCCUGGUGCUAAUUUCCCCCACCUACUGCUCCCCUGGGAAUUUCUGAAAAUAGUGCAUGAAUAAAACAAAUUGCAGUUUUCCGAUGAAUGCUGGUAAUGCAUCUUUUGAGUCACCUCAUGUCCUCACUUGGGCUUUCAUAGCAGGCUGCUGCUCAGAGAGGAGCCAAGACCUCUUCAGCAGGCUGCUCAUGACCACGAAAGAAUGGAGGCUGAGAUCUCGAGAAGGCUCAGUCUGGUAUGUGGUAUAUAUAUGCCGGGAUAUACUUACACAGCUCUUCUGUCUCCACAUUUUCCAGGGCCAUUCUGGUUUGCAGCACUUUACCGAAAUGCACAGGCUUCAGAGUGGCUUGCUGUUUCCCUGCAAUGUUAAAUAUUCAGAACCAGCAACUGCUGCCCUUUCCCUAAAUGAUGGUAAUAAAUAAAUCCUUGGCACUUUUGUGAACUGAAACUUCUCCAGCUCCUCCGGCAAA